AUGAAAACAGCCUGGUUACAGCACCAAGAUAGUCUGGUCCGACCGUCGCAGCAGCAGUCCUCAGCAUGUAAUGUAACAAUUACCGAUGGUGCUAAUGCAACACUCACACUCACUUGUGUAAGUGGAACAGUCUUGAAUGAAUUACCGAUUUAUUCAUUUGAUAGUAUUACAUUAAAUCGAGUUUCAACAGCUAUUAUACAAGGAAGUAACAUUAAUCGUGGUCCGUUCCAGCACAUUCCAAUCAACAUUUGUUUCCUUCAAAAUCUUAAUACUUUAAUUAUGUCGUACAACAAUAUUCAAGAUGUUGAUCCGACCGUCAUCAGGAAAAAUAGUCCACAAUGUUUAUCUAACCUCGAAACACUCGAUUUGAGUUUUAAUAUGAUCAAUGAACUUCCAUCUUCGUUAUUUCAAAAUAUAUCAGGACUUAGUAAUUUGUAUUUUCAACACAAUAAUUUAACUGAUGUCCCGUACACUGUAUUUUCUGAUGUCUCAGAUUUAGAAGAUAUUGAUUUUAGUUAUAAUCAAUUGACUACCUUUGAAUUAUGGGCUCUACAAGUUCAAAAUACUGCCAAUUUUAGUUUUAAUAAUAUAUCGGCUAUUACGAAUAAGUACAAUGUCGAUCUAUCGUCAUACGUUUAUCCAACGAAUUUCGCGGGUUAUAUUAAAGCUGAUUUAUCAAAUAAUAUGCAAAUCAAUUUAACUGAUGCUGUCUAUGAAAUGUACAAUUUAUGUCUUGAACCUCAAUUGGUUACAGAAGCUAGUGACUUUUAUCCAAGUAUGGCAGCUGCAAUAAUGAGCAUAUCCUUUGGUACAACGCUAGUUAACUGUAAUUGCGAUCAAUAUGAAUUGGUUCUAGCAAUGCUGUAUAUAAAUGGCGGCACUAAUAUAAGUUCACACUGGCCUAUAUCAAACCUAAAAUGCACCGAUAUGAGUACACAUUUGGAGUUUGGAUGCAACUUAGACUAUUCAACUGUUAAUUUUACGAAUACGUAUCCAAGAUUGUGCAAAAUAGAUAAUUCUGAAACUGGAAUAGUCCCUAUUUUAGCACCGAUACAAAACAUUAACACAACUACGCCAGCAUAUCCACUUUACUUUCAACGAAAUGUUGCUAAUGGUUACUGCCUGUUUAAUUUGGUAAGUAUAAAUGAAGCAGCCGUUCAGUGCACAAAUGAUACAAAUCCAAUUACGAUACCAAAUGAUUUAACUGGUUAUUUUACAAACGUGACAAAACUAGAUUUUACAAACUUCUCUCUCAGUACUCUUCCUGCGUAUGUUUGUUCAUUAAAACUGACUCAGAUUGAUUUAAGCAAUCAAUUAUUUACUCAACUGACUGAUUCUACGUUUCCAUGUCUCGACCAAUUUCAAUAUAUUUCAUUGGCUGACAACAAUAUUAAUACAGUUAGUAUAACAAAUAAUAAUUUCGCUACUCUAACUACGCUUGAUUUAAGUGGUAAUGACCUGGUCGCACCUCCAUAUACUUUAUUAUCGUCAUCAUUGCCUUUGAAAAAUAUUAAUUUACAAGAUAAUCUUAUCACCUCAAUGGAUCUAUGGUUAUACGCAUUUGGAAGUUCAAUCGAUUUAACAGAUAAUCCAAUGACCAAUACUAUUACAAAUUAUCAAAAUAUAACAUUAUCAUCUAGCGUUAGUAUUGCCUCAAAUAUCUCAUUACCGUCGUCAACCUUCAUAAUUGAUGAUUCGAUAAGCGCGAUGUAUGGAAUAUGUAAUGUUACUAAUAUUCCAUUGUUUCGUAGCUUUCUUCAAGCCUUAGAUCAAAGUUCGACAGUAACUAUCUUAGUAAACUGCACAUGUGCAUCAAUUCAUCUUAAGAAUCUAUAUCCGAAUAUCACCAACGAUUUCAGUUGUUCAAAUUCAAGUGAUAACAAUACGUUUUUGAAUCUACAAUCGUAUAAUUGUACCAACACAAAUGUUAUAACAACUGGUUUAUGUACCUUUCAGAAUUUGACUUCACCUACUACACAAGCAGCUACAACGACCACUAUGACAUACACUACUAGCACAUCUGCUACACUGUCCUCGACGAAUUUAAUGGUAAGUAGUACAGACAUUUCACCAACGACACUUACAAAUGAUGAAGAAAUGAGUUCAUUGCUCACUUCAUUAAUUGUAGUCACAAUUUCAAUGACUAUAACAUCAGAAUUGAUGACUAUUACGUUAGCAGUAGGUGUAAACCUAACCUCGAUAAUGUCAGCAGCAAAUUCUAUAAAUGUCAAUAUUUCAAACGUAGUAAUUUCAUCGAUCUACUGAUUUUUCACAAGAUUCAUUCACGAUCCACUAGAAAGUUACCAACAUCUUCUCCAGAGUACUGUUAACACCUAUCCGAGUUCGAGUUUCACUCUACGAGCAAACGUUGGAGUGCAUGUGAAAUAUG
Molecule: messenger RNA, 2389 nt
Organism: Didymodactylos carnosus
Lineage: Eukaryota; Metazoa; Rotifera; Eurotatoria; Philodinida; Philodinidae
Source: the annotation of a GenBank genome assembly